CUUACUGUACAAGUUUUCACUUCUUAAUCAGUAACCAUGUCUCCCAUCACCAAGAUCAUCAUCGCCGCCCUUACUCUUGGAGCCGUGCAAGCUGCCCCUCAGCCUUACAACAACAGGGCAGCCUCUACUACAAGCGCCACUGCCACUGUCACUUCUGUUGCACCACCGGCUGCUACAUCCAACACAGAUUCUCUCUUCAACGACCUUUUCGAUGCUCCUACCGCCAUCAAGCGCUUCCAGAGGCUUCUUACCCAGGGAAAGGUUCUCUUCACCGGAGAUGCUCUGAGGAAAGUCAUCGUCUUUCCCUUUGACAGCAACACCCCUCCCCCCGCGGGUGCAAAGGGCGGUGUAGCCGUCUCAGCCAACAUUGACAGCUUCCCCAUCCUGACCAACCUCGGCAUCAGCACUACUGUCGGUUUCCUCAACCCCUGCGGCAUCAACACGCCCCACGUGCACCCACGCGCCACCGAGUUCCUGACGCUCGUCGAAGGCAAGAACCUCGAGUUCGGCUACGUGCUCGAGAACGGGCUCGUCAAGCCCGGCGAGAACCCGGAAAUCGCCAGCUACCUCAACAAGUUCGAAGGCACCGUCUUCCCCCAGGGCUCCAUCCACUUCCAGUUCAACAACAACUGCGACAAGGCGGUUUUCGUUGCCACGCUCAACUCCGAGGACCCCGGUACCAGCCAGAUUGCGCAAAACUUCUUUGCUCUCAACUCGGGUGUUGUCAAUGCUACCCUGGGCUUCCCCAAGUCCAUUGAUGGUUCCAACAUUGACGAGUUCCGCAAGCAUAUCCCUGCCAACUUGGCGCAGGACAUUGACAACUGCCUCGCCAAGUGCAAGCCGCAGUAAAGCUACCUACCAGAUUUCCUAUGAGGCUGAGAGGGCCAGAGGAUAGGGUUAUGAUUUGCAUGUUCAUAGCGAUGGCGUUGGUUAUGGUUACUGAUCUUAUUAUUGCUUUUACAUUAGACUGUUGUACUUGAUGUUUAUACACACUCGUUAGAUAAUGUC
Molecule: messenger RNA, 1008 nt
Organism: Exserohilum turcica Et28A
Lineage: Eukaryota; Fungi; Ascomycota; Dothideomycetes; Pleosporales; Pleosporaceae
Exons: 2
Coding region: 37-849 (270 amino acids)
Cellular component (GO): cell wall
Molecular function (GO): manganese ion binding
Source: RefSeq, a predicted model, not a curated record